AUGGCAUCUUCAGCACUAUCAUGUUGGCUUCUCCUCAUCUGGACCUGCUUGGGGGUCUACCUUGUGCACUCUGAUCCCAACUAUGAAACAUAUUACUUUGACCAGCAGAUCGACCACUUUGGUUUUGCUGAGGACUCCACAUUUAGACAGCGGUAUCUGGUGUCUGAUACGCACUGGAAGAAGCCUGGCGGCCCCAUCCUCUUCUAUACUGGCAAUGAGGGCGAUAUCACUUUGUUCAGCAAUAACACAGGCUUCAUGUGGGACAUAGCGGAGGAGCUUGGUGCCAUGCUGGUAUUUGCUGAACACCGCUACUACGGUGAAUCAAUGCCUUAUGGUAACCUGUCCUAUAGUGACCCUGUACAUUUGAAUUAUCUGACCUCAGAACAGGCUCUCGCAGAUUUUGCUGUUCUCAUAAGGUUUUUUUAAAGAGAGUUUGGAAGCCAAGCACAGCCCAGUGAUCGCUAUUGGGGGGUCCUAUGGUGGAAUGCUGGCAGCCUGGAUGAGAAUGAAGUAUCCGCAUGUUGUAGUGGGGGCUCUGGCUGCUUCGGCUCCAAUCUGGCAGUUUGAGGAUUUGGUUCCUUGUAACCUAUAUCAUCAAAUUGUCACAAAUGACUUUAAGAAGAGUGGAUCUGGAUGUGCUGAAAGCGUAUCAAAGUCCUGGGCUGCCAUAAACCGUAUGGCAGAGACGGAUGAUGGCAUCCGAUGGCUAUCAAGCACGUUUCACAUGUGUUCUCCACUUAAAUGCAAGGAGGAUGUGAUGGCGAUGAAAAGCUGGAUGUCUGAUAUUUGGAUAAACCUAGCCAUGGUGGACUAUCCAUACCCCACCAAUUUUCUGGAGCCAUUGCCGGCCUGGCCAGUUAAGGAAGUAUGUAAGCAACUGAAGAACCCCAACCUUGAUGACAAGAAACUGCUGCAAAAUAUUUUUCAGGCAGUUAAUGUGUAUUUUAAUUACACCGGGAAGACGCCUUGCCUCAACACCUCUCAGACCGCUGUGGGCAGCCUCGGUGAUCAUGGCUGGAAUUACCAGGCGUGCACAGAGAUGGUGAUGCCAAUUUGCCCUGAUGGAGUUGGUGACAUGUUUGAGCCCCAAAAGUGGAAUUUCGAUGUCUAUUCAGAUGACUGCUUUAAACAGUGGGGAGUGCGGCCUCGUGAAAAAUGGAUCACAACCAUGUAUGGUGGGAAGAACAUCAGUUCUGCCAGCAACAUCAUCUUCAGUAAUGGUGAUCUAGACCCAUGGUCGGCUGGAGGAGUCAAGCAGAGCCUCAGUGAUUCGCUGGUCGCCAUUCUUAUACGGGAUGGAGCUCACCAUCUGGAUCUACGCUCCAAUAGCGCUUAUGACCCGAAGUCCGUGAUCGAGGCUCGCGCUCUGGAAGUGGCUUACAUGAAGAAAUGGAUUAAUGAAUUCAGACAACAGUUGAACAUUCAGGACUUAUAA
Staurois parvus is the source of this 1435-nucleotide messenger RNA. The record is from the annotation of a GenBank genome assembly. Lineage: Eukaryota; Metazoa; Chordata; Amphibia; Anura; Ranidae.